AUGAGCGCUGCUGGCCUCGACAUGAAUGCUCUGCGGCAGAUGAUCAAGCUGGACGUCGCUGCAUGUAACGAGUUGCAGACCAAGAUCCACCAGUACAGAUGGGAGAUUUUGGGCGGUAAAAGGCCAAAUGAUAAGGAGUUGGAUCUCAUGGAAGCGUCAAACAAGGACAUGACCAAAGACCUGGUGCAACGGAUCGAACGGAUCGAAGGGCAGGGACAUAAGACUUCGUCGGAUCGAGAGAUGUUGCAAGCUCUCAAUGCACGACUGGCGGUGUGUGACCACCAGCAAAUGCGACUCACCGAGUUGCGGGAUUUGGACCGGGAGACGAACGGUGGUAAAUGUCCAGAGAGAGCCACCAAAUUUGCUGAAGAUAAUCUGCCGCUGGGAGGCCGGUUGAGAAGACCAUCCAAUUCACCGCAAUCGAGAGUGACAGAGCAUCUUCGUUUGAGCAGUGAGGCGGACGCCAGAUCAACGAGCCCAGGACCCAUCUUUGAAAGAGCUGACAGCAAGGCCGCUUCGCCUGCUGGUAGUCGAGACCGUGGGACGAUGGACGAGUAUCCAUGCAGAGCCUCUCAAUUGUCCGGUUCGCCUCGGACACCGGCCUCGCCUUCGAUGGCCUUUGGUACACCUCCCGGACAGCCUCAGCCACCAUCACGUGGUGUUGGCAUUACCAGAGCGGCGACAGACACCCUCACGGGUCCGCCUCGUCGACCUUCACCGCAAGCGCCACCGAUUUCUCCCGCAACGACCUUCGGUACACCAUACCGGCCAUCGCAAACACCACCACAAGCGACAGUCACUGCGAGAGCGGCGAGAGACGGAUCUGGUGAAGACAUGUCUGCGAGGAGACACUCGUUAUUCUCACCGCCGCCACCUCCACCCCUUCCAGUCGAGACACCGCACGCACAGUCGAGGGCUGCGGCAACUCCAAGCGCGCACUCGGCUAUUCCCAAUCGGAUGUUCAGGGACAGCACUGAUGAUGUUCCCGGCAGGAGACAUUCCACGAUGACGCCGCCAUCAUCCGCGCCGCCACCACCCGCACAGCCAGUCGAGCUGGUCAAUAUGCCACGAAAAUCCAAUGAGUCCCCGCGGCCAAUGUUCUCCAACGUGAACUGGUCUCGCACCGAUAACGUGAGCGCUACCUCCGCUCAAGCCAACCAGCCGCGAGAUCCACCACUUCAGAACUACGCGGACACAGCCCGAACGUCCGGAACACCGAUCGAGUAUCCGGCCGCACCGCCAUCACUGACUUCUAGCAGGCCUGCCGAGCGCUUCUACGACAAGUAUGUCAAGUCAGCUCCGCAGCAUAUCCCGAGGGCCAGCGGUGAUCCGAGAGCGUCCUCUGAGAAUGUCACACAAGUGCCGCAUCGUCGUCCCUCGCAGCUCUCGCAGAUGACACCAAAGUAUCUUGACACACCGAAAGGCGCAAACAACGUGUCGCGACCGUCACCGCCGGAGCCGAUCACCGAACGGCAGAGUACGCCGUACAAACCUCCGAUGAGCGGUAGCUCGCGUACGUCAAGCGAGUACUCGCUACCGCCAUCUCGACCGCGUUCGGCGACGAAGCGUUCAUACGAAGCUCCAUACGUUAGAGAUGCGCUGGAUGACGAUACCGAACUAGAGCCAGACAGGUCGGGGUGGCCGCUUUUGUACCGUAUACUGGAUGUGGACCCAGCGACGGACUCAAGCGUGUUUGAUGCCACUGCUCGAAGGUAAGCCUCUCUGCCAAGUUGCGCUGAAUCCAAGCUGAUCAUUCAUCCAGAGCUUUGACCAGGAUGAGCUUGAAGCACGAUCCAACUAAGGUUCCUGGUGAUCCCGAAGCGCCAGUCCGCUGGGCGGCGGUCCUUCAGGCGUUCGAUACUCUCAUUGAUCCGGAGCGGAAGAGGGCAUACGACAUCCAUAGUGCCGAGCUGGUAGAUUGUGAUGAUUCUGACUUUGCGAAACUAAGCAUGAAUCCAGCCUCGCGAAGGUAG
Lecanosticta acicola is the source of this 1973-nucleotide messenger RNA. NCBI's taxonomy places the organism in Eukaryota, Fungi, Ascomycota, Dothideomycetes, Mycosphaerellales, Mycosphaerellaceae. The record is from the annotation of a GenBank genome assembly.